AACUCAGCUGUUUCUGUUUACUAAACAAAGCGUCAGUUGAACGGUGGACGGCAAACUAAACGCUUUAAUUUGUUCGUAUCUCCGUUUUAUUUAUACUCUAUAACACUUUAUUAAAUUUACAAAAACUAAACUAUAAAAUUUUUCCCAGCAUUUAAUUAUACGUUUUUACAUUUUAUUUAUCAAACGUCAAAAAGUAACCAGCAAAUGUCAAGCUGCUGACAUUUAAAAAAAAAUAAAUCUAUUUAGAGCGCGAUUUAAAUCACAUUUGAAUUUUUUAAAAAUUGUUAUUCAGUUAUAUUAAUAUAUUUAAUAUUAAAUAUAUUAGUGUUGAUAUAUAAAGUUACUAAAUACAACGAGGGAUAUUUUUAAAUCGUUAUAAACAAAUGCUCUAAAGAUGCCAUCGCUCCUAGAGGCUCUGGAGUUGAAGUACGGGAGCACAGCUGGAGAUUGCUCUGAAUGUAGUUUGACAGAUGAAGAAACAGAACUAUCAGGAUCACCAAAAAAUGCAGCCCUAUCUGUCAGUAUAUUUAUUCCCAAAAAAUCGCCGCGUCACACAGUACCAGCCUUACUAGUAUUACAAGACUGCGAUAUCGAGUGCGCUGGUAAUGACGCUGAAAAAUUACGCAAUAAAUGCAAGAAUGUCGAAGAACUAGAUUUGGCCCAAAACAAAUUAUCACAAUGGGAUGAAGUGUUUGGUAUACUAGAGCACAUGCCAAAAAUAAAAUUCGUUAACUUGAGUUUUAAUAGUUUAGCCGAGGCAUUGGAAGUUAAACACGGCAGAUAUGAAUCAUUGCGUAAUCUUGUACUAAAUGGUACAAGAAUUUCAUGGGCAACUGUUCAAGAUUUAGUUAGACUGCUUCUUAAUUUGGAAGAAUUACAUUUAUCAUUAAAUGAAUUUAAGACUGUCGACUUGGAGCAUCAUAAGCCCGAAAAUAUAAAUAAAUCAUUGAAAAAAUUACAUUUUACAGGCAAUCCUGUUGAAAGUUGGUCAGAAAUUUGCAAACUUGGUUACUCAUUUCCAAAUCUUGAAAGUCUUGUUCUUGCUGAGUGUCCUCUCAGAUCACUGGCACUUGCCGAAGAAAAUCGUAAUUAUGAUGAAAGAAAUUCGUCGUCUCAAGCAAUACCAGCAUUUGCCGAACAGUCUAAAGAAGACGAGAACGAAAAUGUACCCACAGGAUUUAUGAUGGAAAAAGAAACGGAACCUAAAGAAAAUGGCGACAGAUUAAAAACACCCGAAAAAAUAUUCGGUCAAGAAAAUUGCACUUCGUACAACAGAAGUGAGAGUGAGUGUGAGAGUGGAAACAAAAUUCCAUCAUCACAUGAUCCAUUUAGAAUGUUGAGAUUCCUCAAUGUCAAUGGCACAUUACUGUCAACUUGGGAUGACGUUGAGCGACUCGCAAGAUUUCCUGCUCUGAAAUCUCUUAGAAUGCAAGGCUGCCCACUUUUUGAGAGUCCUCGAGAGUACACAGAGCACGAGAGAAGGCAGCUGCUGAUAGCACGACUUCCAAAUGUAGAAACACUUAAUGGCGGCGGGGUUAUUUCCUCGCAGGAACGCGAGGACGCCGAGCGAGCAUUUAUUCGGUACUACAUGGACAAACCGGAAGCGGAUAGACCUGAAAGGUAUGCUGAGCUUGUCGGCAUUCAUGGGAAAUUGGAUCCGCUGGUUAAUGUUGACCUCACACCAGAAAAACGUGUAAAAGUCAAGUUUACCUACGGCGAUCUCGUUGAAGUCCGAUGUGUUGAUGUUUACAGAACUGUCUUUGAAUUAAAGACAAAGUUGGAGUCAAUGGUUAAAAUUCCUGCCAAUAGAAUGAGACUUUUUUAUGUUGAUCAAGUAAUGAAAUUACAAUACGGGCCAGAGGAAAUGCUGUAUCCUAAUAAGCAGCUGUACCGAUACAACAUAAGAAAUGGGGAUGAAAUAAUAAUAGACAGCAAGCUGAACCGCUUUGUGUCUUCAUCUUCGAGCACAUCGUCCAUACGGUCUUAGGAUAAAUAAAGUAAAGAAACUAAACAGCUGGAUAAAGUUAACAAAUAUAAUGUUCUGUCGUAAUGAACAUUAUUUAUCGUCAGCCGGUGUGAUGACGAUCGUACUUGCUGUGAAAAGCAUAGCCGUUGUUUUCUCUUAUGGACAUUUAGGAGCACGGCAGUAAAUUGAUGAUGAUGGUGAUGGUGAUGAUAAGAAACGUCAAAGCCAAUAGUUUAGAAUUAUAGAAAUUCUCAAGUGUUACGUUGGCUUUUGUAUUUGUUACUCCGAUAUUAUUGAAAAUCGCAUCAACUCUAUAUAAAUAGAUAUUCAUAUAUAUAUAUAUAUAUAUAUAUAUAUAUAUAUAUAUAUAUAUAUAUAUAUAUAAAUAUAUAAUAUAACUGAUACAAAGUUUAAGUUUCUCAAAAUAUAUGAGACAAAAGAUUUUGUCACACUUGUCCUCGAGUUUUAUAAUAAUUUAAAUACGAGUAUUCUCGGCUGUCAAUAUUCUAUUAUAUUGAUAUUGAUUUAUUAAAAUAUAUAAAACUAUUUUUGUAUUAUAAUUAUAGAAGCCAUCCUACUAGACGCUAUCGAACUAAUUAUAGUCGAGAAUUGUCUGUCAGUUUAUAAACUCGAGGAUUUUUUUGAAAAUUUUUUUCUGUCAAUGUGUUAAUUUUUUUUUUUUUUUUUUUUUUUUUAACUGUGGAAUUGCAAUCAGUUUAUAUCUAGAUAAUUGUAAUUAUAAUCUGUUGCGUGUCCACGUGAUUCCACUGGCUGUGACAAGUUUAUUUAGUCAAAAUGAUUAUAAUAAUCGCCGCCGCCAACAACGAAUGUAAUAACGUUUUAUUAUUAUUAUUAUUACUAUUAUUUUUAUUUAGAAUUGAUCGGUGUCGUAGGUCGUCUGGAUAUAUUUAUAAAAAGAAGUGUAAAAAAAACGUUGGAUUAAAUUAAUUAAACCGCUUUCACGUCCGCGACAAAUUACUGCCAGAAAAAAAUAAACGCAGCAAAUAUUAAUAAUAAUAAUUAAAUAAAUGAUAAUGAUAAUUAUUAACACAUCUGUCGGGAUGGGAACAAAGAAAGCGGUUUUAAAUUUGAAUAAAAUCUAUGGACAAUCUAUGAUUUACUAUUUACUAUAAAUAACAACGUAGUCACUACUUUUUGUGCCUAGAAUUAUUCAGACGUCUCUUAACGCUGCCCUGUAAAUAUAAAGUCGUCAGCCGUUUUUUUUCUCUUCUCUUUAUAACAAAAAUAAAACUGGGAUAAUUUAAUGUGGACUUUGGAAGCAAGUGUAGGCGUAUUUGGAAAUUAUCGGUACAGAAAAAAAUGAUUUUUUGGUGUAAAAAAUUUUUACUCGCACUACGAAAAUUUUUUGAAUCAUAAAUUGGAAAUAAAAAUUUUUUUAGAGCAAGAAAAAAUUAUUUGGGACAACUAAAAAAUUCUUUUGCUAAGAAAUCCUUCUUUUCUGUGUUGCUGAUUAUCCCAUACGAAAAAAUAUAUAUCCCGGCAAAAUAGUAUAUAUGCGGCUUAUAUACUUAGUAUUGUAUGUAUGUUAUUUUGCCGACAUAUAUUCCCGGAUAUAUACUUUUCCGCAUGGGAUAAUAAUGCCGCGAAAAUAAAAAAAUUUCAAAACUAAAAUAAUUUUAUUUACUUUUUACUGGCAAUUUUUUUAAACAAUUACACGCAUGCACAUACGAACACUUGAAUAUCCUCUGGUAAAUGUUAAAAUAGCUUGAGAAUUAAUCAAAAAUUUUAAUUUUAUGAAAUAAAACUGAAAUCAAUAAAACUUUUUUUAAAAUUUAAAAUUUUUCAUUGAAAAUUAAAAGUAACAAAAAUUAAAAAUUUUAAUAUUUUCGCGCCAUUGCGAAAUUUAGCUUGAGAAUUCCAAAUGCACUACAAUGAUGAUAUUUAAAAUUAACAAUUAAUCUCAUAAAAUUCUAAAACUAAAUAGACUACGUAAUUAUAUAUGUACCCGUAAUACGAUUAUUAACACGGAAACUAAAAGGUGUACGUUGAUAAUAGAGCAGGUGGAGUUUCAAGAUACGAUACAGGAAGUUCGCUCCCAGGUCUUAUAAAAUUGAAUGAAUUAAAUUGAAUUUUUUUUGUGCUGGCGCAAUUGUACGUACUAACAAUUAAAUCAUUUAUAAGAAUAAAUAUACAAUAAGUAUUGAUAAUUAA
Microplitis mediator is the source of this 4138-nucleotide messenger RNA. RefSeq names its product tubulin-specific chaperone cofactor E-like protein (gene mlt). NCBI's taxonomy places the organism in Eukaryota, Metazoa, Arthropoda, Insecta, Hymenoptera, Braconidae. Gene Ontology annotation, biological process: protein folding. Gene Ontology annotation, molecular function: alpha-tubulin binding. The record is from RefSeq and is a predicted model, not a curated record. The transcript has 6 exons. The coding region runs from base 395 to 1987 and encodes 530 amino acids.